UGAAAGGGUUGCAAGGGGCUAAUGUCUUUUCCUGCCUGAACACUUGAUUGCACAAGUAUGCUUCUUAUCAAAUACACACAAGUUGUAGACUGUGUAAACCUACUAUAGCCACUCAGGUGUUCAAACAUUACCAAAUAUAGGGUAAUCACAUUGUGUAUGACAUCACAAUGGAAUCUCUUUGUUUACUAUGCUAUAUAAGUUGUAGUACUACCCAUAAUAAACUGAACUUGUUUUGCAACACACAAGCCUACAGUGUCGUUCAUUGAAAGUUCCCUGAUCAGCACGCCUGGAGAGAUGAUAUCAGAUGGUUUACCGUUGCAUCAAUUAUAAGACGAGCCGGCUCGCAGCUGCAAGGACAGUGCAGGGAUAGCACAGUGGAGUUUAGUGGCCCUAACAGUUUUCUGGUGUCAGAAGUGGAACGGCUGGAAAUCCAGGGGUAAGUAGAAUCACUGUCUGAACUGACGGUGUUUUCUCUUACCUUUGGCUCUUUCCGAUUGACCGAUUCCUUAGUUUAAAUAAGUGUCUCAUGUAUGGUUGAGACUGUCUCAUGUAUGGUUGAGACAAGGGCAUGAUUACCAGUUUAAAUAAGUGUCUCAUGUAUGGUUGAGACUGUCUCAUGUAUGGUUGAGACAAGGGCAUGAUUUAGCAGCUUAAAGUGUCUCAUGUAUGGUUGAGACUGUCUCAUGUAUGGUUGAGACGGGUUAUAGAGAUCCCAUGGUAGUAUAGUAAAUUAGGGAUACUCAGGUUGUGCACGGAGACCAUUUCUUACUGACUGAUUCAUCUUUCCAUGCGUAUUAUUGUCUUGAGUAUUUGUGUUUUAAAAUAUAUCUGUGAACAGUUGCAGCGUUAAGAGUGAUCACGAGUUGCUAAAUGGGUAUUGUUGGGACCUUGAUCUCAGUUCAGCCCUGGCUUCUCUGUUUCGUUGCAAUCGUACAUGACACGUUCUUUGAUAAGAAUUUAAGACAUUGGUUACAGCACCUGCGCUUGGUUUACCUAAUUAUGCUAAACCUUUUCAUUUGUAUGUCAAGGACACCUGUAAAACCAUGGCUGCGGUCUGUGCUCAAGAAUCUGGGGGAAGUUUUCGUCCUGUGGCCUAUUUUUCCAAAGUAAUGCCGCUUCCGGUACAGGGGAUGCCGGCGUGUCUCAGAGCUUUAGCAGCUAGUGCUAUGGCUGUUGAACUGUCACAGUCUGUCACAAUAGGCCACAAUACUAUUUUGCACACCUCACAUCAGGUUACACACCUAUUGAAGAACAUUACCACCCAACACAUGACCUCCCAAAGAUUAAGUGGCUAUGAAGUUAUUCUAUUAGGUACUGCAAAUUUACAGAUCACAGACACUCCUUUGUCACAUGCUACUAACGUUUUUGUUGAUGGUUCCUGCUCCAGGCCUUCCGAUGACACCUACAAAGCAGCAUAUUCAGUUGUCCAACUCCCUAAUAUUGUACUCGAGACUAAGUCUAUCCCUGUUAAUUCUGCACAAGCAGCAGAACUUAUAGCACUCACCAGGGCCUGUCACUUGUUUGCCAACCACCCCGUUAAUAUAUUCAGUGACAGUAGAUACGCUUUUGGGGUAGUUCAUGAUUUUAGCAAAAUUUGGCAACAAAGAGGUUAUGUUACUACAGAUGGGAAAUCCAUCGCACACCCUGCCCUCAUUGAUAAUCUUUUACAGGCCAUCCAACUUCCUUCCGAAAUUGCAAUUAUCCAUUGCGGGGCACAUACCAACAGAACUGAUGAGAUUUCCCUCGGUAAUGCCCUAGCAGACCAGGUUGCCAAAACUACUGCAUCCUCUGCCACUCCCACUGUCAUCCCCAUGUUUCUCCACACACCUCCGAGUUGUCCAGACAGUCAAAUUCUACAGUAUUUGCAAACAUUUGCCACUCAGACUGACCUGCAUUUUUGGGAACAGCAAAAUCUUACCCUUGACCAGUUUGGUCUUUAUUCCAUCCAAGGCAAAGUGGGUAUCCCCGAAAACAGUCUACCCCUACUUAUCUCUCAAGCUCACGGCAUUGGCCAUAGGAGUUCUAUGCUCACUUUGGCUGAAAUGCAAAAACAUUUCAUCGCAAAGAACCUUGAGACAGCAUUGUUCUACCUUUGUUAAAACUUGCCUCACCUGUCUUAGGGCCAACACCUUAGGAACACACAAAGUACACCAAAAUUUGCCUCCCCCAAUUGCACCUUUUUCUCACUGGCAAGUUGAUUUUACUCAUAUUCCUAAGAUUGGCAAACUACAGGAAUAUUUGCUAGUUUUUACCGACCAUUUCUC
Messenger RNA from Xenopus laevis (African clawed frog), 2264 nucleotides. RefSeq lists its product as uncharacterized. Bases 1044 to 2099 code for a protein of 351 amino acids. The transcript has 2 exons. Lineage: Eukaryota; Metazoa; Chordata; Amphibia; Anura; Pipidae. The record is from RefSeq and is a predicted model, not a curated record.